Gigantopelta aegis is the source of this 427-nucleotide messenger RNA. RefSeq names its product probable E3 ubiquitin-protein ligase DTX3. Bases 65 to 313 code for a protein of 82 amino acids. NCBI's taxonomy places the organism in Eukaryota, Metazoa, Mollusca, Gastropoda, Neomphalida, Peltospiridae. Gene Ontology annotation, biological process: Notch signaling pathway; protein ubiquitination. The record is from RefSeq and is a predicted model, not a curated record. The transcript has 2 exons.
GCACCCGAACCCAGGCAAGCCGUAUCACGGAACUAGACGAAGAGGGUUUCUUCCUAAUACCGACAUGGGGCGAUCCAUACUCCAGUUGCUAAAAAUAGCCUUCGAGCGUAAGCUGACAUUUAUCAUUGGUCAGUCGACCACCACCGGAAGGGAAGACACUGUCACGUGGGGUGAUAUUUCCCACAAGACUAAUACACAUGGAGGACCAGACAGAAAUGCUUUUCCAGAUGAUACAUAUUUAUCAGACGUUAGGAAACAACUUGCUGAUAAGGGUGUGACUGAACAAGAAACCUGCUUUCAACAGACUGGAUAGUUUGACACUCAAUAGUCAAUCUAUAUUUCGUGCUGGGGUGUCGUUAAACAUCUAUUUUAUUAUAUUCUUUUCAACAGACUGGGGUGGGAUGUAAAAUAAAGUUUGUUUUAUUCA